Molecule: messenger RNA, 3928 nt
Organism: Taeniopygia guttata (zebra finch)
Lineage: Eukaryota; Metazoa; Chordata; Aves; Passeriformes; Estrildidae
Product: claudin-8
Cellular component (GO): membrane; bicellular tight junction
Molecular function (GO): structural molecule activity
Source: RefSeq, a predicted model, not a curated record
UGCCGGGCUCGAUGGGCUGCAGUCAGAGGGGAUUGCAAGGCCAAUAAAUAGCAGGGCCUUGGGGCAGGCAGGAAUGGAUCUGCACCUGUCAGAGAUGCUGGUCGGAGCCAGCCUCUCCCCAGGAACUCGGCGUGCCGCGCGAGGGAGCCGCUGGAGGAGACCUUCCCUCUCUUGCUGCCUGUGACUCGUGAGUAGGUGACUUUGGCCACCCCGGGCACAGCUGGAGCAGGACUGGGGGCGGCAUGGCUUGCUGCGUGCUGCAGAUCACCGGGCUGAUUUUCGGCGGCGUGGGCAUGGUGGGCACCCUGGCAGCCACGGCCAUGCCCCAGUGGAGGGUGUCCGCCUACGUGGACGGCAACAUCGUGGUGUUCGAGACCAUCUGGGAGGGGCUGUGGAUGGACUGCAUCAGCCAGCUGGGCAUCAGGCUGCAGUGCAAGCUCUACGACUCGGUGUUGGCGCUGCCGCCGCCGCUGGAGGCCUUCCGGGCCCUCAUGUGCCUGGCCGCGGGGCUGGCCGUCGUGGCUUUCCUCGCGGCCAUCGCGGGGGUCAAGUACAGCCGGCGCGGCACGCGUGGGCCAGGGGCCGUCAGCAUCUUCAUCCUGGCCGCCGGGACUGCCUUCCUGCUCACGGGCACCCUGGUACUGAUCCCGGUCUCCUGGACCGGGGCCAGCAUCAUCCGCGACUUCUACGACCCCGAGGUGCCCGUGCCGCUGAAGCGGGAGCUGGGCGCUGCCCUGUACGUGGGCUGGGGUAGCGCUGCCCUGCUGCUGGCCGCGGGGGCCAUGUACUGCCACUGCUGGUGCCAGGCCGGCACGGCCGCCGGGCCCAGCUACCCCCGGCUGGCCCGGGCAGGGCUGCCCCGGGAGGAAGGGCCGGCCCUAGGCGUCCAUGCCUACGUGUAGCCGCUGCCCGCGGUCACCAAGAGCUCUGGGCUGCGCAGGACCUUAAGGAUCAUCUAAUUGCCAGGGUCACAGACACCUUCCGCCAUCCCAGGUGAUUCCAGCCUGGCUUUGGACACUUCCAGGGAUCCAGGGGCGUCCUGUGAUCUUCCUGCUUGACGCGUGCUGACUGACUUCUUCAUUUACCUCCAGGUGUAAUGGAGGGGUAGUUUUGCCACUCUGCUGUUCACUGUUGGCUUGGAUCUCUGCUCUGUAAUGCCUGGCAGGAACUGUUCUCACACAGGCGUUUGCUUAGAGCACAGUCCCCAUUUCUCUGGGGAAUGAGGAGUGGCAUGGGGACAGCAGCAGUCAUAAGGCUCUCAAGGAAGAUGAGCAGCCUGUGUUUGGCUGGAAGAAGCUGCUGUGCCACACCCCAGUGCCCUGCCCAGACCCCUGAGGUGCAAAGGGAGCCGGGCAUUUCCCUGGGGAGUGGAGCGUCCCUAAGGAGUGCUCUGGGAGAAGCUUGGAGCUGGCAGCAGGGCUCAGUGAACAGAGAAGCCUCCAGCUUCCAGUGCUGUCACGGAGAUGUUUGUGCCCCAACAGAGGCCUCUGGGACUCUCCAUGGAUUUCUCUGAUGCUUGUGGGGCUAGUGUAUCCUCAUCUCCUCUGCAGUGCAUGGAACAUGGUUCAUGGAACAAAUUUUGAAUAAUUUCCCCAGAGUUUGCCAUGACGGUGCUGGCUUCCCUGCUGCUUGCCACCCCUCAUCCUCGGAGACUCCUCCUGCCCUGCAGGCAGCACCUCCUCCUUUGGAAAGCUCGGUACAGACCGUGCCCAGAAAGCCCUGGUGCUCAUACUAAGUGCAAUUCCCAGGCCAGAGAAUGCACAGGCAGUCCCCACCUGCCCCUCAGAGCAGAGAGCUGCUGCCCACGGCUCCCAGCACGCCCAAAAAGCCAAGCCCAGUUGUUGCUUCAGCUGCUCUGGGCUUGCCAGGCUGCCUUGGGAAUGCAGCCAGAGCAGCCUGAUCCUGUCUGUCAGUCCUGCAGGAUUCAGCAGCACUUGCAGCUGGGAAUUUUAAUGUUCCUAGCUGAAAACCUUGGAGUCUGUGUUUGACUCCAUGGCAUUGAUCAGCGCCCAAAGAAGGCCCAGUUCAGAAGGGUUGUUCUGGUUCUUUAGCCAGCAGUGAUGGAUGACAGCAUUUAAAGGACAGUUUCAUGGCACAGGGCUCAACCUGACCCUCUGCUGUGGCUGGUGUUGAGAAAGGGCUAUAAUGACUGUCUGGGCUGAGGAGAGCAAUGUCUCUGUGUAUUCAUCCGACUGCUCCAUUUGAAAAAGAACACGGAAAGCUGCAUUUAAUUAAAGAAGCCUUUUAUUAACUUGGCUUCAGUUUAUCUUAGAUGAGACAGUGCUGUGCUUCACAGAAAUUCAUUACAUAUAUGAACUCAGGGGCAUUUGCAUUGAAGGCAACCAGCUCAGAUCUUGCAGUGGGAAUUUUCAAGGCCCCACAGAACUGGUUUAAUGUCUCCAGCUCAUAACUCAAGGAGUCAAAUCAGCACUUAUUAAUUCUAAAUGGAAAUUGAAGAAAACAGUCAUAAAUAGGUUUUCCUAGCACUAAACCAUUUUUUUUUUUUUCUGUUGUCUUAGGAAGUCUGUCAUGGCAGCUGUCACUGACAGCUGAUUUCAGUGGAAUCAUUCUGGUGACUUUGGUAAUAAUUUCCAUUACCCUGAGGAACUCCACCUCCUAUUUUGUUGUGAUUUUGUCCUAUAUUGCAUAUUUGGUUUAAUAUGGAACUAGUUGGUGAGUAAGCCAGAAUUGCACACUUUGGAGUAAUUUAGAUAUGACAUUUGUGAUUAACAAACCAGAAGAUGGAGACAUUUGCAAUGCAAAUCUGAUACAUAUUUAUGUGUAGGUGAGGGAUUUAAAUGAUGAUGUAUUCAGUGUAAUGCAACUUUAUGCAGAUGUAAGUGCUUAAGAAGUAAUUAAGUACAGUUUUCUGUAACAUUAAUUAGAGGAUCCUGAAUGCUUCCACUAUCGGUGGACUAAUCUAGGAAGCAAAUUGGAACUGGGUGUGCCAUUUGCACUGGUAACUUUAUUUUCAAAGAGUAGAAAGAUAAAACUGUUUUAUUUGAGCAUUUAACAUCACUUUCAAAGGAAACCUGAGCUUUUUAUGUCUGACAUUAGCACUGGAUGACUACAUAUUUCCCAAUUUCUCUCUUUUACCAGCGGAUCGAAAGAGGAGCUCAGACAACCCUGUACUCAUGUGUGGGCUUGGAACCCAGCCCUGAUUCCAAGGGUAGAGCCACGCUGGGCUGGCACAUCCAGGGGGAUGCUCUGAGCUGACUUGGGAGCUGCAGUCUGGGAACAGGAGCAGGAAAAGGAAGCUGUAAGACUUCAGCAGAAAACCCCGCAGCUGAACUUUGCAACUGAACUGCUGCUGUUGAUGAGUUUUCUGAGGGUCACAGGAGAAGUUUGGCUGGAGGGGACUGAUGGAGGAGCUGGGCCACAUCCCCAUGCCCAGUGCUGCACCUGCUCUGGAAAAUCUUCGGCUCCUGCUGGGCUAUAUCCAGCCAGACCCCGUGCCCAGUGACCCUGAGAGUCCAGGGGGAUUCUUGGAGCUUCUCGGAAUAGCUGAACUGUCCUUCCAUGAGACAGGUGAGGCGAGGAUGCUCAGGAACAGGAGCAAUGCAGUGAGACUUUUCGGGAAGGAGCCAUCUCUGCGCACCUGGAAGCAGGGUGGGAAUGACUGCCCUUUGCUCUGGCAGGAAAGGCCUGGCUGUGGCUUGCCGUGGCCAAAGCCUUGUGUCAGAUUGCUGCAUGCUGCAGCUCUGCUCUCCUGGAGGAGGGCAGGGGGGAAGCUGCCCUGUGCCCAAUAGCCCCAGGCACAGCCUUCAGCUUCCGUGGGCUGCUUGGAAAGAGCUGAUUAAAUACCGUGGUUAAAUCUCUGGUGUAAUAUCCUGGUUGUUUUAUAUGGUUUGGUGAUUGUAGGACUUUGGAAACAAAUGUGUCCAGCUGAGAUCUUGCUGUGCAUUUGAAAUAAACUUGUCAGAAAAAG